AUGAAUGAUUCCAAUUUCUGCAAGAUGAUCCGCAUGAAAAGGACCCUUUGCCGAAAAUACAAGCAGGCGAAGAAUGGCAUUGCCGAAAGUGAAAAGGCUUUCGACAUACUCAAUGAAGCAGCACCCGGCGAUUCAAAGACAGAGUGGCUAGCCAGCGAGAGGAUCGCUCAGUCCAGCAGAAUAAAUAAUCCUGCGGCUAUGGAUGUAUAUGAGAUUAAUAUCAAGAAGGCACCGAGCAAAAAGGAGAUCGAGCUUAGGCUACUAGAGGAGGGUAAUGCCCGAAAUGCAGCACCUGCUCGCAGGUCUGUGGCGACAUGGAUAUCAAUGGGGUUGGCGAUUGAAGAGGCUCAAAUCGCAUUGCUCAUCGAGGUCCGAAGAAUUGGUAGAAGAACUACCGAGACACAGAAGUUAGACAUC
Molecule: messenger RNA, 417 nt
Organism: Suillus subalutaceus
Lineage: Eukaryota; Fungi; Basidiomycota; Agaricomycetes; Boletales; Suillaceae
Exons: 2
Source: RefSeq, a predicted model, not a curated record